Molecule: messenger RNA, 624 nt
Organism: Nipponia nippon (crested ibis)
Lineage: Eukaryota; Metazoa; Chordata; Aves; Pelecaniformes; Threskiornithidae
Gene: COMMD6
Product: COMM domain containing 6
Molecular function (GO): NF-kappaB binding
Source: RefSeq, a predicted model, not a curated record
AUGGCUGCCGGUUCUGCGGUGGUGCUCGCCCGGGCGCUGGAGGCGCUGGAUGCGGGUGGUGCCGCAGAUAAGAUUCAUUUAAUACCUCAAGACUUUUUUGCAGAACUGUGUGAACAAAUAAUUCAGCAUCUGAACCAUAAGAUCCCAGGUGUAAACACAGCUGAACUGUGUCAGAGAAUUCAAACAUCUGGGAUCGAGAUCAAUGUUGGUGACCUGGCACAAAUAACUAACAUUGUUUCCUUUCUAUUUAGCACAGCAGCCAGAAACAAUCUCUCUGCGGAAGAACUCGUCGCCACCUUGGGCAAUGCAGUCAGCACGCUGCCAAAACAUGCAGUUCAAGUUAUUCGUCACGUAUGGAAUGAGCAGGGCAAAUCCAUUAGUGUGUCAGAAGAUGCAAGAAAUACGGCCACAGUGGGACAGUUUGUAGACGUUAAAUGGAAACUGGGAGUUGCAAUGAGCUCUGACACCUGCAGGUCUCUGAAGUAUCCUUAUGUUACAGUGACGCUAAAAGUGGCAGACCCUUCGGGACAAAUAACAGACAAAUCUUUUGAAAUGACGAUCCCACAGUUCAAGAACUUCUUCAGACAGUUCAAGGAAAUGGCGGCUGUUCUUGAAACAGUUUGA